CUUCUUUCAGAGCGCGGACGACGGCCAAGGCAGCGGGAUGUAAUGAUGGCAUGAGAACUGCCAGGGUAAUCCCCGCCUAGACUUAAGAUAGUCCGCACGCAAUGGUCGAGCCGAGCAUCCCGAGCCACAUGGAGAUGGCACCUCAUGCAUACACUUCCCCGGUUCUAGUGGCCCCCCGGGAGCCCCCCAGGUUCCCGGUAUAGGGGGUUUGGCACCGGAAGAGCAAAAAGGAAAAGCCUUUCUUCCGCUUCUUCAGGACGCGAAGGAAGACUGCGUUGGAACGCGUUGCGGAGGAGAACGAGAAGCUCCGGUGCUGCCUAUGCAUCGUGUCGUGAAAUCUAAGUGCAUUACAGCAAAUCAUGUGAUACUGUUGUGGCCUCCGCGUGAACAGGUCUCAAGGCUUAUCAUGACGCUAUGUACUCAGUCAGUAGUCCAUGGAUAGAUAGACUCGCAGUGUAAGCUUUUAUAACUUUGCCUUAAUGCAGACAGUGAAGAGGGUCACUUGAAAACUAGUGAUUUAGUUACAGGGAAAAAAGAAGAGAACAAGCAGGGAACGAAACCAAAACAAACCUCCGAUUUUUGUUCCCUUGGCACUUGCUCAGAGUGCCAUACAGCCAGGAAGUGAAAUUUAAGCGUGGGUCAGGAGAGGUGUUUUAAACUGGCUCUGUUUGUGCUGCUCCCGUCAUUCCGCCACCGUGGCAGGGGUGGGCGGGGGCACGGCGUUGGCAGGGGGGGCGGCAGGCCCUGAUAAUAUGGCCGACUUGCAGGACAGACAAGUUGUUUUUGAUCGCCUCAAGCGUCGUCUUUCAAACUACCGGCAUAAUCACAACUCUGUCACUCAGCGCUACGAUACUUCCAUUGACCUGGUGUACUCGAGUGAGCAAAAGCAGACGUCGAUUCUGAAACAAAGGCAUAUCGAGUCCAAAGCGAAGAAGUCCAAUAAGAAGACUACCGAUAAUAAGAAGCAGGAUAAUUCCUCCUUACUAGCCACGAUGGGGCAAUCGAAGAUGCUCGCCCGCGGGCACGACCAGACCACGUCGUCUGGCGAGAGCCACGAGAACGAGCCAGCGGCCAAGAAGCAGCGGCUCAACAACGGGGCGCCUCCGCACGGCGGGCCCCACGGCGCCACGCACGCCGCCACCUCCCAUGGAGGGCCGCCCCACGUGGGAGGGCCCCAGGCGAGCGGGGCCGCUGGAGACAUCAACAAUUUCCAGAUGGUGCAGCAGCUGCCCAACAUGAAGAAGACCAACUCGCCAGUCCCCGCGGGCGCAGGUCCGGCGGGCGCCACUACCUCGGCCUCGAACGGCCCCCCUGUAGAGGAUGUCAAGAAGGAGCAGCAGGACCUGGACAUUGCUCUCUUGGAUGACAUCGAAGACUUUAGUAACAUUGGUGAUAUUGAAGACAUGGGGAUUAAUUUUGACCAGUUUAUGAGUGACCUAGAUUUUGAUAAUAUCAAACAGGAAAAUAGUAACUCUGGUUUGUGUGACCUUGUGAAAGAGGAAUCCGCGGAGAAUUUGUUUGAUAACGAGCCCUCUAGUGUAAGUAGUGAUAGUGGUGUUGCGAAUGGUAAUGCUAGUGCCCAGAGUCCCCAGGUAACUAUGAACAAGACCGGGGGGGCGUCCACGACCGCGGCCUCCCCCGUGUUCCCGCAGUACCCAGGAACUCCCCCAGUGUCUCACACCUCGACCCCACCUACCUCCUUCACCCCUACCACGUUCAACCCCACCUCCACCACCAGCACCUCUGGCUCCCCGACGCCAUUCUCUGCCACCAGCAGCGUGCCAAAAAUGCGUGUGACCAUGAACAUGGGUCAGUCCGACAUGAUUCCGGCCGCCCAGACCCUCAAGCAGAUGGCCGAGCAGCACCAGAUCAAAAUGGUGUCGUCCGGACCGAACAAUGUGCGGCCGAGUUUCCCGGAAUACCAGUUGAAUAACAUGAACAAUCCUGCAGCUGGAGGCAUGAUGAUUCAGCAGGGUGGUAUCAAUAAUCAAAUGUAUAAUAGUAACAUGAAUCAAACAAAUGCCAUGUACAACAAUCAAAAUAGUGGUAUGAGUGAAAUGGAAAUGAAGAAGCACCAGAUGAUGCAGCAGCAGAUGGUGCACCACCAGCAGCAGCAACACACAGCAGCAGCAGCACACAACAACACAACAGCAGCAGCAACGCAGGCAGCAGCAGGCGCAGCAGCCCAGUCCAACCCCCAGCAGCAGACCACCACGCAGCAGCAAGCCCAAAUGCCCGCGGGAAUGGUGGGCGGCUACCAGAACCGAAUGUCGCCCAUGGGCUCGUACCCCAACACCUCCCAGCCUGGCACGCUCAACCCUCAACAGUACCAGAUGCCGGGGGCGAUAGGGGGCGUGAGAGGGCCCUUCCCAGGGGGUCCUCGGGGGCCGUCGCCCAUCCCACCUGGCUCGCAACCAGGGGGGCCCUCGCCCAUGUCUGCAGGUGGACAGCUUGGAGGCCAGAUGGGAGCAGAAGGCAAGAUGAACAACGAAAUGUUCUACCAGAGCCAGAUGCCCGGGCAGUACGGGCAGCCUCCACGAUACCCGACCCAGCAGCUGAUUGGGCCCGGGGGCAUGAUCCGACAUGUCAACCCGGCAGGCGGUCAGAUGAUGGGCCAGAUGUCCCGGCCUCCCCCGCCUGAGUACAGACAAGUUGCGCUGAUGCCCCAGCAGUCCAUGAUGGGUCAGCCAAUGGGGCAGCCCAUGAGUCAGAUGGGCCAGGGCAUGGGUCAGAUGACUUACCCAGCCAUGCGAGCGGGCAUGAGACCAGGCAUGGUGAGUGGCCCCAUGGUCAACAUGGGCUCGGGGCAGAUGAUAGGUAGCAUGACGCAGCAGACGUUACCACCAAAUAUGCCCACCAUGAAACCAGGUAUGGUACCUCCCACCACGACUAUGAACCCUUCUGUCACCAUGGCCAAUAGCACCAUGACAGGUGCUUCUAUGGCAACCAUGACAGUGGGCACCAUGUCUGCAAGUAACAUGAACAGCAGCAUGGGCCAGGGAGGCGCUGCAGGAACGAUGGGCAUGGUAACUCGCUCACCUAUCACCAGCCAAGGAAUGCUGCAGCGGCCGAGGCCUCCCAACGUCAACAUUGGCCCUGGCCCUGGAGGACUCAACAUCGGCACGCAGAUGCCUCCAUCACGGCCAGAGUGGCGGCAGAUCAUGAUGCAGGGAAGCCAAGGCAACAUGCAGAUUGUGGGGCCCAUGAGACCCGGCUAUCCGCAGCAGCAGCCUCAGCAAGGCGGAAUGAUGAGCCAAGGCGGCCAGAUGAUGGGGAUGCAGCGGCCGACUAAUCAGAUGAUGAACAUGAUGGCCAUGCAGCAAGGCCAGUCCAUGCAAGGAGGGCCUGGUAUGCAGGGAGGUCCUGGCAUGCAACCAGGACCGGGAAUGCAACCUGGACCUGGGAUGCAGACCGGACCGGGAAUGCAACAAGGGCCUGGCAUGCAACCCGGAAUGCAAGGAGGACCGGGAAUGCAGGCUGGCCCUGGGAUGCAAGGUGCCCCCGGAAUGCAGGCUGGGCCAGGGAUGCAACCGGGCAUGCAAGGAGGCCCUGGUAUGCAAGGUGGCCCGGGUAUGCAGGGUGGCCCGGGCAUGCAAGGAGGUCCAAGAAUGCAAGCAAACAUGGUUGCAAUGAGUCAGCAGACCCAGGCAGAAUCAGCUAAGGUACGGCAGCCAUCUCUUUCAAGUGUCAAAAAGGGUCGGAUGGGGAUGCAGAUGAGUCAGGCCGGAGGAAUGGGAGGUGCCCAAGUUACCUCUCAGUAUCCAGGCCAGCAGGGGCAGAUGACCACCAUGGGUCAGAUGCCCACCGGCCCCAACCAGAUGAUGGGCAACCCAGCGGCCCAGGGCAGGAACCCAGCAGCUAUGUCGGGCAUGGCUGGCUCUCGAAGUCCAGCUGCUAUGGCUCAGAUGAGUGGAACAGGCCAUCCGAUGAGUCCUGCAAACCGAGGGCAGAUGGGAGGAGCUAGUCCUGUAAACAUGGGCCAGAUGAGUGGUCCAGGCCAGGCCCCCAGUCCAGCCAACAUGGGUGGCAUGGCCCAUCCACGAUCUCCUGCCACAAUGGGCCAGAUGCACCCACGUAGUCCGGCUACCAUGGGCCAGGGUGGACCUUCGAGACCACUCAGCAACCCUGGAAUGGGUCAGGGUGGGCCCACGCGACCCCUUAGCAAUCCAGGCAUGGGUCAGCAACAAGGGCCGACGUCCCAAGCUGCCAUGGGCGCAGCAGCCAUGGGAGUGCAGCCGCCUGGAAGCACAGCUGGUGCCAUGAACCGUGGAUCCCCUGGAGGAAUGAACCAAAACCCCAGCGGUCCCCCCGGCUCCAGACCAGGCCAGAGCCCCAUGAGCCAGGGACAGUCGAUUCAGGCUCCAGGGAACGGACCGCAGGCUAAUAUGAACAGAGUCAAAAGUGGCCCUGCAGCAGUGAACAGUGGACCUAAUGCACCUCAAACUUCAGUGGCCAGUCAAAGGUCAAACAGUGAUGGUAAUAACAGUGUACGGACAUCACAACCUUCAACCCCCAACCCGCCCACCUCUAGCAGUAAUGCAUCAGCCGCAGACUUUGAAUUUGACUUUGGUGAUUUUGCAUCCUUGAUAACUGACUAAGGUGGCUCUGGGGCUGGGUCUGGUGACUCGUGUCACUGCUGUAUAUAUGAAGCAUUCCUGUAGAAGUGUUAUAUAGUGUACAGUCUUAAUUAUUCUUAUUCUUAUUUCAUUAUUAUUGAUAAGAUAUUAUUAUUAUUAUUAUAAUUAUUAUCAUUCAUUAUUAUUAUUCAUUAUUAUCAUUCAUUAUUAUUAUCAUUAUUAUUAUUAUUACUAGAUAACCAUUUUUUAUGAUAAUUAUUAUGAUUACUAUUAUUGAAUGGUCCAAGAAUUGAGAGAAAACAAGUGUAAUGUAGUGUAAUGAAAGGACUUGCCAUAUCACUUAGUGUUACUGCCAAGUAUUAAACCCAAGACCACAAGUGCGGCCCAGUGUUGACAGCGGUGGAAGUGCUACAUUCCAUGAUCCCUACAGCAGGGCAAAGCUAAAGUCUACACCCUCAGUAUGCGGCAUCCUAUGAGUCCUAAUCCAACCUGCCAUGCUAAGCCAACCUGGGUAAAUCAGCUGAGGAACAAAAGUAUUCAGCCUUCUUCCAGUUUCAUUGAAUUUGUGUCAAGAAUUGAGUGGGCUUGGAUCAGGAGCCAAGAUGCCUAGGUUGGUGUUCUUGUUAAUGAUGGCAAUCCUACUUGUAAAGGACCUUCAUCUUCCUUGGAAAAGAUGGAAAGUGGGUUCAAAAGAGCAGCCGCCAGAGGCUUGACAAAUCUGGGUUAAUCAUAUUCCUCUCCAUGACAUGGGCCUUGGAGUUCAUUGAAAUCCAACUAGAUGCAGUGUUUUGUUCAGAUUUGAUAUUCAUGGUUAGUAAGUCCUCUGUGAGCAUCUAUGUUGAUUUUUAUCAGACAAAGUAUCAGUGCAAAUGUUGAAAGAAGUGUGCAUAUGUUAAAAAAGUAUAUAGGCUUGAACUGCAAGGUCCUAUUUGUGCCAAGUAUGUGUACAAAACUAAUGAUUUGUGACAUAAACAAGUUGUAUUGUUUAACAAAGACACUGUCCUCUGUUGUCAACUGAGAGUGUUGGUUCACUAUGCCCCAGCAAGAUGAAUAGCAAUGUACUCAAUGUAGGUGAUUUUGUAGACUUUUCCUACUAUUGUAAAUUAGGAUCACAAAGAACACCCUUUUUUCUAUCAAGUAGACUUUCCACAACCAUCACUUCCAUUUCCUCUCAGUAUGUCUCCUCCCUUCCUCCACUACCACAACCUCCCCUUACUGCCGCCACGUGUCCCACAAUGCAGUUCAGGCCUUUGGGAGAGAUCCGCCACUGUCAGUAGUGAGUAAAUUAAUUCGUCCAGAGGAAAUCAGUUAUGUACGUGUUGAUGGGUUGACUUUGAAUAUUUACAUUAAAAUAACGAUAUUUUGGAAUAUCACCUAGACCUCCCAAAUCCUGAUUUCACUGCUAACAAUUGAAGUGCAAUGGUAAGAUACCGAAGCUAAGCAUGCCUUAUUUUCCACUUGCACACAUCUAUCUCCCUAGCACCAAAGGCAAUGGAUGUGGUAGCUGCGGCUCUUGUGGGUUGUGCUUGGACAGUGAUUAGACACCAGUAUUAUCUUUACUAAACUCCAGCACACACUGCACUUGUUGAUGCUUAUCCCAUACCAAUUUGCCCAAAACCAUUAGUCUAUGCAGUAUUAGUACCAUUGUUUAUUUUGUCAUAGUUAAAAAAGGAUUUUUACCCUGAAGAUUUUUUACAAUUGAGUAUCAUCCCAAAGUAUUUACAAGAUAUGGAGAUUUAGGCAUGAAAAAGCUUCAAUUUAACACUGGAAAGAAACACAAAACUAAACUAUUUUUAUAUGUGACUUGUGCAGCAUAGGACAAGAAAGACAUUGUGCUGAGUCUGCAUUAUUGCAACAUAUUCCUGUCAUAGAACUUCUCUCUGUUGGGCUUUGUUGUGCUGCUUGGUUAUUAUGUACAGCAUUAUCUUCACCCAGUGAUUCUCAGGUAUUUUUGCAGUGAUACAACCCUCCAACUUAUACAUUAUCCCCAUAAAUGAUUAUAUAUUUAUUUCCUUCUGUAAACAUUUCAUACGCUCAUUAUUCUUUGAUCAGCUGCAACGUCUCUUCAGUAGUUGUCAUUAUAUUCUGGAGCCUAUUCAGGGAUAUGACAUUCUUCAGGUGCAUUUCCUUCCAUAUACUUUUUUCUCUUGGAGUCGCACAACAAAACCAACAGAGGGGAAAGAGAAGCACGGGCCCUCUGCUGCAGUCCUGCAACGAGAAUCACACCCUGCAGAUGUAUACCAUAUUGACCACAAGGACAGGAAAAAGAAUGUAUACUCUGAAAAUGGAAUUCUCUAUAUAUAUAACAUUAUAUUCUUGUCAGAGUAUUUGAUGCUGGUCGUUCAUGGGCGUGCUUCUCACAGUUGUCUGGGUGGCAGUACGGCAACGUGAACACAGGUCCUUCCUUGAGUGCGUGCUACACGUUCGCCAGUGUACAAACUUGUAGGUAAUAGUCCAUCAUAUAAAGGAAUGAAGGGGAGGUACUGACUUGUCCAUUGGCAUCAUUUUCUUAUUUGAAAUCAUGACAUUUAAGAACCAACAAAUAAAAGAGGAAAAGAAAAAAAAAAAAAAGUUUUAGGAAAUGUUAUAGGCAAGACCAUUCUUCCAUAUCAUUUGUAGGAUCUCCAGAAAGUAUCGUCUAUUAAGAGGAAAAUAUGACUUCAUGUAAGGGAAUGAUUUCUGGCCAGAUCAGUAGUUGCCCAUAAACGUGCCUAUGAAGUCAGUGAAAACAUUGGUUGUGUAGCAAGUAUCUUUUCCAGAAUACAUAUUUUCUGAAUGUUUGUUAAAGUUCAAAGUGUACAAAUUAAGCCCUAUUUUAAGUGGCAGUGUGUUUUCACUGAUUUUAGGUACAUCAGGUUUUAUAAUGCAAAUUAGAAGUUUGUACAUAAGUGACACAAUCAUAAAUUAUGAGACUUUGGUAGUUUGUGUCACCAACAUUUGUUUUCCAAAUUUCGUAGUGGAAGUGAGCCUUACAAACCAACUACCCAAGGCUCAUAAUCGGUGAUACUAUCACAUCUUUUACUGAAGAUGGGCAUCAAAGCAUUUGAAAAUACUUCUUCUUCUCGACACUUUUUUACAAAUUAUUUUCGUUUACUGAUAUAGAAUAAAAGAUAGAAAAAUUGAUUAUUUUUAAAUUUUUUACAAAACUAUUUUAGCAUGGUAGUAUUGAUUUGGACUUUCGUAACCCUUGUUCUCUCCUAGAAAAAGAUCAUGAAGACAAAAUGAAUUCGAGUGACACAGUUUGAAUAAGAUUUAAUAAGCUCAUUUAAAUGAAAUUAAAAUGACACUUUCUACCUAAGGUGCAGCAUGGCUUUUGCUAUUGCAUAUUUAAUUUUAAUAUCAUAUACAGGUUUCUUUAAAUCUUCUUUGUAUUUUCUUACUGUACUUAUUUUAUCAUAGUUUUUAUAAAUAUACAUCAAAGGUGUGUUAUUUUGUAUAAGCAUGUGUCUGCAACAUAGUUAUCAUAGUCAUCAUUCAGAAUAGUGAGAUUCCAGAAGAGUCUGGGUUUAUGUUUGUGAAAUUCAAUUUUCCUCUCCUUCCACUCUGUACCUGUCAUCUCGUUUCCACCAGUCAUGCUUUGAUUGCCCGGAGGAGGUUAAUAUCUGGAGUUCAGAUAGAAAUUUUGUCACCUGGGGUUGCCUGUGGUCAGAUUUCUCACUCCCCGUGAUUCCCUAUGUGAUCAAAGGUAAAACUGGAGAGCGCAUUAGAUUUGUCUGAACUACAGGUGUACUCGAAUCAGAUUCUUCUCGUGACCCCCAGACAGUGCCGCACCGCCACCACGACAGUGUCUUGCAUCACCUCGCAUCGUUUCAUCGACUGCACCCCAGCCACCUUUGAAAUCUUGAAGCAGAAAGGCUGUGCUUAUUGUCAGGACUUGAGAACAGUAUUCCUUUUUAAUGUAUUUAUAUAUAUCUAUAUAUAUAUCUCUCUCACCCUUCUGGCUGUACUUGGUGCAUUUUAAUAUUAUUCCUUGUAAAUAUUUUACAGACAAGAGGCUGUUUUUAUGCAAGCUACUGAUUGUUCUGACUAUCUCUACCAUCACCUGUGAUACCUGUGGUAUUGAAGGUAAUGAAAACCCAAGUCUGCCACACUGGGAAUGAUACCAUUUUAUUAUUUUCUUUCUAUUAUCAUCAUUACUAUUGUGUUAAUUUUCCUAAGUUUAGCAGCCCAAGUGACAAACAAGAAACAAAGGUCGCUGAGGUGUUUGUACCACAAUAAUUGUGGUACAACAUUUAGUUGAGGAGGCGGCUCUGGUAAACUCUGUGAGCACAUUCCUCGAUCCCGCCGUGUCUUGUUGGCUGGUAACUGGCAUAGUGUAAGAUAUGAGGAUUGCCGAUACAGCAGAUGGAAGCUCAAGGGGCACAGAAAAUGAGCAUUUCGUGAAGCAGAAACUUGCUCUAGAGAUGCAGUGAAUGACUGUAUUCUAGGGCAUAGGUUUAGGGGGAGAGCUGUAGCAAGAACACCACCAAGCCAAGGACGAAGAAACAGGAAGGUGGGUGCGGCACACUGACCCCCUGGCCACACCUGUGACCAGAUGAUCUCAGCCGACGUACUUAGGUCACAAAGUCAUUUGCUUUGUAUCAUGUCAUCCACCGGCUGGCAUGCCAUCCUUGCAGAUAUGUACAUAUUGUUGUCAUUUCAAAUGCAAUAAAAUAGUUUCGGUCA
Penaeus vannamei (Pacific white shrimp) is the source of this 9242-nucleotide messenger RNA. The record is from RefSeq and is a predicted model, not a curated record. NCBI's taxonomy places the organism in Eukaryota, Metazoa, Arthropoda, Malacostraca, Decapoda, Penaeidae.